Molecule: messenger RNA, 600 nt
Organism: Cryptomeria japonica (Japanese cedar)
Lineage: Eukaryota; Viridiplantae; Streptophyta; Pinopsida; Cupressales; Cupressaceae
Exons: 1
Coding region: 1-600 (199 amino acids)
Molecular function (GO): RNA-DNA hybrid ribonuclease activity; nucleic acid binding
Source: RefSeq, a predicted model, not a curated record
AUGGACUGGUGUCAGGCCACUAUCCCCAUAUGGAAACAACAGGUCAUUUUACAACCAAAGGCUAAUUCCAAGUUUACUAUUUUUCCUUCCGAUGAUCCGAAGGCACAAAUAUUGUACCAUGAAUGUAAAUUUGGGAAUUAUAUGAUCUUAUCUGAGAAUGGAGUUGCAAGAAAUUUAUCUCAACCUAAGGCACUUGAGGAGCUAUGGAUGAUGGAGUUUGAUGGAAGUUGCUUAGCAUCUUUCUCUAGAGCCGGAGUAGUUCUUAUUCCUCCCUCUGGAAAGCAUAUUACUUUCUCUUUCAAGUUGGAGUUUAAGAAUACAAAUAAUAUUGCUGAAUAUGAGGCCUUGUUGUUGGGAAUGGCUGAAGAAAAGAAAUUGGGAGUGAAAUUGUUACGGGUAAAAGGAGAUGUCGAGUUCAUUGUAAAACAAGUAAGAGGGUUAUUCAUUGUAAAGAAUGAAAGAUUAAAGAACUACCAAAAUAGGGCAUGGGAUGAAAUUGAAGGCUUUGAUGCUUUUUCUAUUGAAUCCAUCCCAUGUGAAUUCAAUUCUAAAGUCAAUUCUUUGGCAGUGUCGGCUUCUCUCUUGAUUCCUCAUCCCUAG